Adineta ricciae is the source of this 354-nucleotide messenger RNA. The record is from the annotation of a GenBank genome assembly. NCBI's taxonomy places the organism in Eukaryota, Metazoa, Rotifera, Eurotatoria, Adinetida, Adinetidae.
AUGAACAAUUUCAUUGUUAAUCGUUCAUCUCAUCCAUUCAAUUCUCAUGAAGUCAAACAGAUUCUCGAACAAAUCGUUUGUCCAGCAAUCAAUCGACAAACAGAUUAUGAUUCUCUGAAAUGUAUUCAAUUAUCUAAAGAUCUUUCUCAAAUUAUCAAAGAUGCAAUGAAAUUGUUAAACUAUGAUCGAUAUAAAUACGUCAUUCAAGUUGUUCUCGGUCAAUGUCACAAUGAGAAUUUGAUGAUGACAUGUCGUUGUUUAUGGGAUAUUCAACAAGAUAAUUAUGUUUCAUAUGUUUAUUCUAAUGAAAAGAUCUUUUGUGCUGUCACUGUAUUUGGACUUUUCUAUUAUUAA